This is a messenger RNA of Sodiomyces alkalinus F11, 159 nucleotides long. RefSeq lists its product as hypothetical. Bases 1 to 159 code for a protein of 52 amino acids. The transcript has 2 exons. Lineage: Eukaryota; Fungi; Ascomycota; Sordariomycetes; Glomerellales; Plectosphaerellaceae. The record is from RefSeq and is a predicted model, not a curated record.
AUGCGAUCCAUGUCCAUGGCCCCUACGCUAGCUCCAAAACAGCUUGAACGAUUAUACCUAGACCAUUCCGGUCCUCUGUCCGGUCCUCUGUCCGGUCAUCUGUCCGCUCCUCUCCUUGCCGAUCCCUCGUCCGCUCUGCGCAAGAAGAUCGCCGUGUGA